Hemicordylus capensis (graceful crag lizard) is the source of this 6439-nucleotide messenger RNA. RefSeq names its product polypeptide N-acetylgalactosaminyltransferase 17 (gene GALNT17). Lineage: Eukaryota; Metazoa; Chordata; Lepidosauria; Squamata; Cordylidae. Gene Ontology annotation, cellular component: Golgi apparatus. The record is from RefSeq and is a predicted model, not a curated record. The coding region runs from base 961 to 2757 and encodes 598 amino acids. The transcript has 11 exons.
AGCGCCGCUUUCUCCCUCGGCGGGGGGAGGCAGAGGGGGCCCGCUUCCUGCCUGGAGGACGCCCCCCCGCCCACGCUGCCAAGCUCUGCUGUGGGGCAGAUCCUGAGCUGCCUGUCUCCUGGUGGGAGGGAGAACUGUGACCCCCUCCCGCCGCCCCCCGCACACUGCUCCCCUCUUAGCCAAGUAGCAGCUCAGAAGUGGGAGAGGCACUCAGCUCUCUCACUCAGGAUCGCCCCCCCCAUCCAAGCUUGUGGGGCUGAGCUUGACCUUUGGGUCCCCUGGGAGGAAUAACUGGGACCUUCCCCCCGCCUGCUCCCCUCCUCUCCAAAUACCAACUCAGAAGUUGGGACCUCGCCCAGUAAUCCCACUCAGAACACACACACCCCUCCUCCCAGACUGGACUAUUAGCCUUCCUCAAAGCCCGGCCAUCACUGAGCUGCGGGUCUAGGGAAGAGGCACGGGGUAGGUACUGGGGGACACACGUUGCUUCUUCCCCCAGUCUGAACGCAAAGGAGCCCCCCCCCCGUUUGUCGCAGAAGUCAGCCCUUUACUUAGGAGCCUAGGCAGCUGCCAUAUACUGAGUUGGUCUGUCUAGCUCAGUAUCGUCUUCACAGACUGGCAGCGGCUUCUCCGAGGUUGCAGGCAAGGUUCCCUCGCCCUGCCUUCUGCUUGGGGCAAACCUUGGCCACGACCAGGCCAGCCAGGCUGGGCUUCAGGGACCUCACCUGCCAGCGGCCUGAGCUCUCCCUCCUUGGGAGUUGUCCAGCUGGGCACGAAGGAGGCUUGCCAAGGGCACAGGGCUGGCUAGGGGAUGCCGGAUCAGCUGCCAGCUCUUCUUCCUCCUCCUGAAGCCAGCCAGAGAGCCUCUCCUCCUCCUCCCUCUCCUCCUCCCAGUGCUCUGCCCCACACGCUUCCAAAACAACAGCCUGGGUCGGAUCUCCCACCUCGGGACCCUCUUUGAUGGCUUCUCUGAGGAGAGUGAAAGUCCUGUUGGUCUUAAACUUGAUUGCCGUGGCCGGCUUUGUCCUCUUCCUGGCCAAGUGCCGGCCCGUUGCAGUGAAGAGCGGGGACGCCUUCCACGAGGUCCACCCCCGGGCCGAGAUGGCCAACCUCACCAGCCACGCUGCCAACCCCAUCCAGGAUGCCGUCUUGAAGAGGCUCUCGCUGCUCGAGGACAUCGUCUACAGACAGCUCAACGGUCUGUCCAAGUCCUUGGGGCUGAUUGAAGGCUUCGGUGGCCGGGGUAAAGGAGGGCUGCCUGCCACCCUUUCGCCCGAGGAGGAGGAGAAAGCCAAGGGACCACACGAGAAAUAUGGCUACAAUUCUUACCUCAGCGAGAAAAUAUCACUGGACCGCACCAUACCGGAUUAUCGCCCAACCAAGUGCAAAGAGCUGAAAUACCGAAAGGACCUCCCCCAGAUUUCCAUUAUCUUUAUCUUCGUGAAUGAGGCCUUGUCCGUCAUUCUGCGGUCGGUCCACAGUGCCGUCAAUCAUACUCCUGCCCACCUCUUGAAGGAGAUCAUCCUUGUGGAUGACAACAGUGAUGAAGAGGAGCUGAAGGCACCACUGGAGGAGUAUGUUAACAAGCGGUAUCCAGGCCUUGUGAAGGUUGUGCGCAACCAGAAGAGGGAAGGCCUGAUCCGUGCUCGCAUCGAAGGAUGGAAAGUCGCCUCGGGGCAGAUUGCCGGCUUCUUUGAUGCACACGUGGAAUUCACCGCAGGCUGGGCCGAGCCGGUGCUUUCGCGCAUCCAGGAAAACCGGAAGAGGGUCAUCCUCCCUUCGAUUGACAACAUCAAGCAGGACACGUUUGAGGUCCAGCGGUAUGAAAAUUCAGCCCAUGGAUAUAGCUGGGAGCUGUGGUGCAUGUACAUCAGCCCUCCGAAGGACUGGUGGGACGCGGGAGACCCUUCGUUGCCAAUCAGGACCCCAGCGAUGAUUGGAUGCUCUUUUGUUGUGAACCGGAAGUUCUUCGGAGAAAUUGGCCUCCUCGAUCCAGGGAUGGAUGUCUACGGCGGAGAGAACAUUGAGCUCGGGAUCAAGGUCUGGCUCUGCGGAGGGAGCAUGGAAGUACUUCCCUGCUCUCGAGUCGCCCACAUUGAGCGCAAGAAGAAGCCCUACAACAACAACAUUGGCUUCUACACCAAGAGGAAUGCGUUGCGGGUGGCCGAGGUGUGGAUGGACGGCUACAAAUCCCACGUCUACAUCGCUUGGAACUUGCCCUUGGAAAAUCCAGGCAUUGAUAUUGGGGAUGUCUCCGAGCGAAAAGCACUCAGGAGAAGCUUGAAGUGUAAGAAUUUCCAGUGGUAUUUGGAUAAUGUCUACCCAGAGAUGCGAAGAUACAAUAACACCAUUGCAUAUGGAGAGCUUCGCAACAACAAAGUGAAGGACGUCUGCCUUGAUCAAGGACCGCAAGAGAACCGCACCGCAAUCCUCUAUCCAUGCCAUGGAUGGGGGCCACAGCUUGCCCGCUACACCAAAGAAGGCUUCCUUCAUCUGGGUGCUCUCGGGACCACAAUACUCCUGCCUGAUACCCGCUGCCUGGUGGAUAAUAUGAAGAGCCGGUUUCCCCAACUCCUCGACUGUGAGAAAGUUAAAAGCAGUCUCCAUAAGCGCUGGAAUUUUAUACAGAAUGGCGCAAUUUUAAAUAAAGGGACGGGGCGCUGCUUGGAAGUGGAGAAUAAAGGCGUGUCGGGCAUGGAACUUGUUCUCCGCAGCUGCACGGGACAGAGGUGGGCAAUAAAGAACUUCAUCAAGUAGGCCCUUCACCCUCGACUCAAGAACUCUUAAGGCCACAAUCUCGGAAAGCUAGACCUUUGAAACAACUCCUCUGUUCUAUUCACAACGUCAGGGAAUCUUAAGGGAAGAGGAGAUUUCGUUCUUUGUUUUCCUUUUAUUUAUUGAAACUUUCUCUCCGCUGGAUGAAAAUGUUCUGGAUCUGCAGGUCAGCACGCGAGUGGCGUUUCCACAGAGAUGGCCAGAGACUGAAGUUGUAAACUGGAAGUGAUUUCUCAGCUUUGUAAACCGCCCAGAGAUGGACGUUUGGGCAGUCUACAAAUUUGAUGAGUAAAUAAAUAAUAAGACACUUGUAGACCUUUCCCAUUGCCUCCCCGCAAAUGAAGACCCAGCAAAACGUACAGAAGAAAGGAGACCAUGGAUUUUAUUUUAUUUUUUUAGAAACCCACACACAUCUGGCAGGCGAGAUAACAUACUAACGUCCAUCAUCCUCACUGCAGAAGGAGCACUAGAAGUGGUGUAUUUGGUCCUCUUCUGGAUACUUCUGUCGUCCCCUCUAUCCGGGGCAAUGAGACUGGCGGACUUCUGAAGGCACAUGCAAAAUGAUUUCUUCAUUCAGGCACCUUGUGGGGUCAUCUGCAGAAUAACCACCCCACAAAAACCAUAAUGUCCAGCACGAUCACCAACUCCACACACACACACCCCACACACACACCUAUGCCACCGCCUUUGGCAUUUCAUCCAGCCACUAAUCUGGAAAGAGAAAGUGCAUGAUGCUACAUGAACGUGUUGAGGAUCAAUCGGGGGAAGGAGCACCGUAACAACGUUUUCUUCCACCCAAUACUGAUGCGAUGGGAUGGCUUUUGUGGUCUGCGUGGUUUUUAAAGUGCAACCCUCAGAAUGACAGAAAACCCUCAUGUAACCUUGUGCAAUUGUGCUUUAGAGACAAGAAGAUGCACUCUCUCCCUCCCAGGCCAGAAAUGGCUGUUGUGUUCCUGUGGGCUGCUUUGCCUUUCCCCACACCCCCACCCCUGACAUUUGUGGACAGUCUUGUCUUCUGAAACCAUUAGAUAGCGAAAAGGAGAGGGUGUUCUUGACCGUUUGGUUCAUGGAAGUGGGCCCAGGAGUGGGAAACUAAUAAAAUAAUAAUAAUAAUAAUAAUAAUAAUUAAUAAUAGAAGAAGAAGAAGAAGAAAUAGGGGGGAAAAAUACAAAGAUCUACAAAUUGAAAUUGAAAGGCUGUGGCAGAAGAAGACCAAAAUAAUCCCAGUAGUAAUUGGCACCCUAGGUGCAAGCACUUCAACACCGCAGGGGCCACAGAAAUCACCAUCAUCCAAUUACAAAAAGCAACUUUACUGGGAACAGCCUACAUUCUGCAGCAAUAUCUAUAAUAAUAAUAACAACAACAAUAUUAAUCAUAAAAUUCAGCCAUCCCAGGUCCUUGGGAAGGACUUGAUGUCAGGAUAAAACAAACCAGUCAAUAACACCUGUCUAACUGUGUAAACAACAACAACAAUAAUAAUAAUACAAGUUUAUUUGUUAGCUGCACCAUAACAAAUUGUUCUCUGGGUGAAACAGACAAAACACAUCCAAUCACAGAUAAAAACAGGUAAAAUGCAUGCAAUCACAACACCUCCCCCCCAAAAUACAAAAUAUAGUACAAAACCAUUUAAAAUCUUGGUUUCUGAAGUCAAUUUAUCGUUGACUUAAUCUUCCAAGGGGUGGUUGCAUGUGGUCACCCCAUAAAACUGAGGGGCAGUAACGAUUUUGACAGACAAGAGGGGGUAUUUCUUCACACAAUGUUUAAUGUGUGGGAUUCACUGUGAUGCUCAUUACCUUUUACGGCUUCAAAAAGGGAUUUGGCCAAGUCAAGGAGGGGGUGUCCGGGAUGGGGGGGGCUCUCCCUUCUGGAACUAUCACCUAUGGUGGUAAAGUGGAAUUGUUGAGGGGAACAGCUGAGCACAUGCUUUUGGGUGCAGAAGGUCCAAGUAGCUAUCCUUGGUCUCUCCAGUUAAAAAGAUCUCAAGCUGGUUGGAGACAAGUCUGAGACUCUGGAACACGGCUGCCGAUCAGAGUAGGCAAUGCUAAACUCGAUGGAUCAAGGGUCUGACUCAGUCGAUGGCAGUCCGGGGUUGUAGAGGACCCCACCACGGCCCAUUCCUGAGUAUCAGUCACGUUUCAAAAGUGUCGUCCUUUUGAAACCCAUGUGGGGACAGUUGGAUCUAAACCAAAUUCACAGCACGUGGGGGACCACAGAAAUGGCACCCCGUCAAAAGAGGCUGGAAGUAGGCUCUUCUUCUUAGAACUAUUAGCUGUGUUCAAAGUUGUACUAACGCACAUUCUUUGCAUGGAUGAAACACAGACACCCCUAGGGUGGACUUGCUUGGAUUUCCCAUCCCCAACAUCGGUUGGAUUUGGGCCCAGAUGGGGAGGAGCUCACAGUGUUCCAACGUGUCCUUGGAAGACGAACAGCUCCGCCCCUGCCCUCCGCCCCCUGGCUGGCCGCCUCCUACCUGCUUCAGGCCUGCCCACCUGCCUCCACUGCCCCUGACUCCGCCUCCACCUGUCUCUCCUUGUAAGCCCUUCCUGUUCCAAGGCCAGUUCAGCAGUGAGGGCACCGGAAUUCUUUCCCAGCUCCGAUUAAAAUCCAUUGCAGUCACACACACGCACACACACAGAGUCCACAUCUCCUCCAGAAUGGACGGGGUACGUUCACAUAUCGGCCAGACUUACCCAAAGUCCCUGCAAGCUCUCGGAGAGCACUUAACACACGAUCCGGGUUUUUCAUUGUGCGUUAGAGUGCAGCCCGAUUUAUAUCCGGGGUGAAAUAUCCACGUUUUGCAUCAGGUUUGUUUUUUUUUUGAAACUUUGAACUCGCAAUAAAGCAUCAUGUUAAAGCCUGCUAUCUGAUAAUGCUCCUGGCAAAAAUGACAGUCCAUAAUGGCCUCGGGGUCAUUUUCCUGAACCGCACCGCACUAGCAGCCGGCCAGAAACGGACGUCCGAGAUCAGUUCUCCCGUCUCCCCUCCUCCAGCCCUGAGUUUGCUGCCGGCUGGCCAGUGUUAAAAGGAAGGAGGAGUGGAGAAAGAGGAACAUGUCUGGGGUGGAGCAGGGGGCAAACUUGAAUUUGCUCCAAAAAAUGUGCGAGCCCUUUCCAGGUCAUCUGGAAACUAGGCCACUCGUUCUGGGGCUCAGUCAAAGGGCAGGACAGCAGGUUUGCCCAGGUUUACAGGGAAUUGCUCCCUUGCGAAGGUUUCAGCGUGACCUUUCCCCCAGUCCCAGAAUUGUGGCACCCUGGACCUUUGCCUCCCUGGGAGGUUCCCCUCCAUCCCAAAGCCUUAGGUAUGCAGAUUUCCUCAUUUUUGGCCGCUUGCAUGCAUGUCCACUUUCCGUUUAGCUUCGGACAGCUUCCUUGGAUGAAGUCAAGGUCUAUGGUGGUUUCCCUACAUUGUUGACUGGAGGCAUGUGUGCAUUGCUUUUCCUUCCGUAUCCAAGAGGCAGUUUUCAAACUGAUAACACCCCCAUGUGACUCUUGACGCGGUCAGACUUCAUUUCCCCGCCAAGGUGUCCCACUGCUCUGUUUACUUUGGCUUGGUUCACAUGUUGGCCUGAGUUUACAAACUAGCAGUGAGUGAAAGUUGCUAUCAUUUUCUUCCUUCCGACUACAUUACUGACUACAAUAAAUUUCAGCAAACUUUUGAGUGUCAA